AUGGCUCCCCAUCGCGAGCCGCUUGAUGCCCCCAAUGGCUCGUCCCUGACCUGGAUCUUCGAGCACUGCCUGCGCUACCCGGGCUCUUACGAGAUCCCUCUGCGUGCCAUGUAUGAUCUCAACUGCCACCCGGCCCAGCAGCCGGGUUCUCGUUCCCCCGAAACCGCGUUCACCCCGCGCAACUCCACCUCGACCAAAUCUUCGCGUUCUUCCCAGGACGCCUCGAUCGACCCGGCUGCCGAUUUCCGCGCGCAGCUGGUCCACCAGAUCUCCAAGCUGCCUUCGCAGCCUUGCACCCUCCCCGCCAGCUUCAUUACUUCAUUUCUGCGCCGCUGCUUCACCAAGGAAUUGGAGACUGUGGAUUUCCCUCAGGUCCUGACCGCGCUGGAUUACCUCAAGGACUUUGAGUCUCGUCGCCGCAAGGAAGUUGCCGCGGCUCUGCAACGUCUCAACAUCAAACCAGAAGAUGUCGAGGAACCCAACCGUUCCGAGCUGGCUCGGAAGUAUCCCGGCGUGCUCUCGUGGAUUAGAGCAAUCAACGUCAAGGGCAAGAUGGUCGAGGCCCUGUACACCCAAAUCUACAUCGGCAUCCGUCGCUGGACGCUUAUCAACGAGAUGCUACUUCCGGAUUACAACAAGGCCAACUGCAUCGCCAUGCUCAACACUCUCUUUCCCCCCAUCACCGACUCCAUGCCUACCCCAACCUCUCAGUUGACUCAUCGGAUCCUCAAGUCGCAGCGCGACGGGUUUUUCCGCUAUAUCAUCGCCCGAGAGACCCAAGGCAAGGACGUCCUGAACCCGAUCAUCUGCCAGGGAGCGCCAGAGGGUCAUCUCAACUCGUGGCCCAAGGUCCACGAUGCUUUGGACAAGUAUCUGUAUCUUGCCAAUGAAACGAUCGACGAGUGCAUGUUGGUCACCGAGCCCAUUCACUUGGAAGAAGGCGAUGCACAGAACCACAGCAACAAGGGCCGCAAGGUAGACUCGGGGAUCAGCUUUGGCUCAACUAGCAGCAGCGGUAGCGGCAGCGGCUCCUCCGAGGAUUCGGAGAAGCCACUCCCGCAGUUCCCUACUCUUCAUCAUGGCGGUCAGACCAAGACUGGCGGGUCUACUCUCGAGCGCCUUGCUCGUGAGUUCCGCAAGUUCGGCGACAGUGCCAAGUCCAAGAACCUGAAGAAGAUGAAGUCGACCAGCGUGCUGGGCUCCCGGCCCGGCAGUCAGCUCAGCUAUGCACCCAGCUAUACUGAGAGCUCCGUCUUCGAGACCGACGGCCCGAAGCGUCAUCGAUUGAUUAGCGAGGCUACCUUCCGCAAGAAGUCUCAGGCUUAG
This is a messenger RNA of Penicillium lagena, 1326 nucleotides long. RefSeq lists its product as uncharacterized. The record is from RefSeq and is a predicted model, not a curated record. NCBI's taxonomy places the organism in Eukaryota, Fungi, Ascomycota, Eurotiomycetes, Eurotiales, Aspergillaceae. Bases 1 to 1326 code for a protein of 441 amino acids. The transcript has a single exon.